AUGCCCUUUUUUCCCACAGUCGGCAAGGGGCGCAAGAUUUUCGAUCUGAACAAUGUGCCUCUCGUCUCUGGUACCUCGUUCAUCAAAUGGCAUCUCCCUCACUCUAUGCAUGCUGAGCAUCGUGGCCGCACCGCAAAAGCGGCCAUUGCGAAUCACCGAGUUGAGUACAAUUUCAGCAAGGUGGUCACCGGGGUUCGAAUGUCCGUCGACAAGAACAACCACCUCAACGAGUGUCUCUUGGAGCUCGAAGUUGUCCAAGAGUUUGGCCUCACCGAGAAGAUAACCCUUGGUCAUAUCAAGAUCAACCUUGCCGAAUUCGUCGAGGAGAGCGAAACCCUUCUGAGGGAUCCUGCCUCGCCGACUUCAACUAGACGACGCAACAACAGCGCCGGACUGAGCCCUACAAGUGCUAGAGACUUGAAACUGUCUGAUGAGAUGCAAAGAGAGUGCGAAGAUGGCAUCGUGCGCAGAUACCUCAUGCAAGACAGCAAAGUCAACAGCACUCUCAAAGUUAGCAUUCUGCUCAUCCAGGUUGACGGUGAACGCAACUUCAUCGCGCCGCCACUGAAAUCGGCGCCAGUCUUUGGGGGAAUUGUGGGCUUCAUGGCACCGGAGCAGAACGAGGACGAGAUGUUGGGGCCUCUGCCAAACUUGUCUAAGAACCGAGAUGUUGCCGAGGUCCAAGAUCUGUAUCGUCGGACCCUCGCAGCGUCGUGGACCCGUCAGCCCUCGGAGCUUCCCACUGAUGAGUGCAUCGAGGACAUCUUCUCUGGCGGCAACGGCUGGAGGACCAAGCAUAGAAGCGCCACCAGCCCCGAUUCCGAAGACGAAUACUACGAAGAGGACGCCGAGAACUCGGGAGGCCUACGGCCACCCGAAUAUCGCCGCAUGGCCCUGAACCACCGCCGCAACCACUCCAAUUCGUCCUCUCACUUCCGCCCGGGCAGCUCCUAUCAACCCCCCCACAGCCCCAAUCCUCACCAUCGCCGCACCCAUUCUGGGUCAAGCGAUAAAAGCGUUUCGACCGUCACGGGUGGAGGCAACCGCAAUCCGUUUAAGAAGGGUGUGCGGAUCCGCGAGGACGGCCGCGAAACAGCAUCCAGGGACGACGACAUGGCCAGCACCAAGAGCGCCGGCAGCCUGCUCAGCCUGGCGCCAACGCUCGGGAGCAGCGAGCGCGAGAGGGACAAUAUGAAACGCGCAAAGGAAAUUGGGGAGUCUGAUGUUCGAGAUGAUUUAGUUGCUUGGAGUUUACCUGGGAGCGUCAGCGCAUAG
Molecule: messenger RNA, 1275 nt
Organism: Trichoderma citrinoviride
Lineage: Eukaryota; Fungi; Ascomycota; Sordariomycetes; Hypocreales; Hypocreaceae
Exons: 3
Coding region: 1-1275 (424 amino acids)
Source: RefSeq, a predicted model, not a curated record